AUGUCUGGCGUCGCCCAUGCUCGAGUUGGCGUGCGUGACAUGACCAUCGGCGCUGGCUCUGAAUCUCCAAUCGUCAUCAUUUUCGCGGGCGAGGAUCGUCGUCGUUUUGAGAUUGCACGAGAUCUUCUCAUCGCAAACCAGAUCAGGUUUGGCAACCAAGCCAGCGAGAGGAAGGGCAAUGUAGCCCUACCCAUCACCAUAAACCUUGCGGACGAUGAUGCUGAUGCUUUCAAUCCCUUUUUCGUGUGGUUUUACGAUUAUGACUUACCUCAAUUUCGACGCGACUGUAUUUCUCCUGCUCAAUCGUGGAUCCACACUCUGGCUCGUACUGCUCCUGAUGUGGCCUAUUUUCGCCCGUUAGCAGAGAAGGAAUCGUCGUCUUCGCCGGCUAUCAACAAGGAGAAUGAAACAAUUCAAAGUCUUCUGCUUAAGCUUGCCGUGCUCGCUCGGAAGUACAAUUGGGUCAAGUAUUUCAACGCCGUCAUCGACCAAUACCGGACCGGAGAGAAAACCAUGCAGAGACAUUUUCCCCUCACUUCGCCUAUACAAUGCGUCUUUUCUGAAGGGGACAAUACUGAUCUAUCGUCCCCAACUACCAAUCUUCUCGUCGAUUACGCCUUUUAUAUAGGCUUUUCAAAGUGGUAUCAAGGCAUAUGCCAAACUAUUCCGUGA
Molecule: messenger RNA, 672 nt
Organism: Neoarthrinium moseri
Lineage: Eukaryota; Fungi; Ascomycota; Sordariomycetes; Amphisphaeriales; Apiosporaceae
Exons: 2
Coding region: 1-672 (223 amino acids)
Source: RefSeq, a predicted model, not a curated record